UCAGUAUUUUAAAUCAUGCAAGAAAAUUUAUACUGCCGUUAUCCCCGACGUUUGUUUACAUUAUCAGCUGAGAACAUACGGCCGCCGCGGUGUUUUAAGAAGAUGGCAAAUAAACUUCUGAGAACUCUGCUGUGGCAGCCGAUUUCAACACGAGGCUUUAUUCUUUCACCUCCUUUCUUAUCAUGUGAUGAUAGGUUACACAAUAAACCAUGGACAGGAAAACUGAGAUAUUGCUUGAUGUCUGAGAUUAUACAAGACAAUGAUGUAGAUGUAAAAGCAAGGAGCUCUGUCAUAUCCAGAGAGUUACAGAAUAAGGGUAUCAACAGGUUUUCAGAAGGACAGAUUGAAUCUAUAUACCAACUGCUUUUAGAUUUAGGUAUCAAAGCAAAAACAAUUGACAGUCAACUGGUGGAAACACCUGACAUCCUGAACUACCCAGCAGAAAAAUGGAACAGGAUAUGUGAAGUUUUUGUAGAAAAUGGAAUAUCAAGCUAUAACAUCUUUAAAAAUAUUGUAAUGUACCCAGAACUACUACAACAACAGCCAUCAAGGGUGAGGGAUCUUCUCCUGCAGUAUAGAGCAAUAACCAUUGGGAAAGAAAAUGUCCUGCAACUCAUCCAGAGGUAUCCAGUCCUCUAUUUAGUACCUCCAAGCAAAAUCAAGAAGCGACUUGCACUCUUGAAUACUAUAUUUGCCCCAACAGAAUCAAGGCCAUUGAUUAGAAAUAACCCAAACAUUCUUU
This is a messenger RNA of Penaeus monodon (black tiger shrimp), 742 nucleotides long. Its product is annotated as transcription termination factor 4, mitochondrial-like. The record is from RefSeq and is a predicted model, not a curated record. Gene Ontology annotation, biological process: regulation of DNA-templated transcription. Gene Ontology annotation, molecular function: double-stranded DNA binding. NCBI's taxonomy places the organism in Eukaryota, Metazoa, Arthropoda, Malacostraca, Decapoda, Penaeidae.